Sporothrix brasiliensis 5110 is the source of this 2001-nucleotide messenger RNA. Its product is annotated as beta-galactosidase. Lineage: Eukaryota; Fungi; Ascomycota; Sordariomycetes; Ophiostomatales; Ophiostomataceae. The record is from RefSeq and is a predicted model, not a curated record. Bases 1 to 2001 code for a protein of 666 amino acids. The transcript has a single exon.
AUGUUUGCGACAUCGUCACCCGAUCUGCUCAAGACAGUAAUGCUUGGUAAUGGCACAGGCUUCCGGGCCUCGUCGCAUGGUGUUUUCACUUGGGUGUUGCAGAAUCCGGACUCGGGCGCCUCCUUCACCGUGCUGCAACAGGUCAAUACGCCGUCUAUGUCAAAUAUAUCGACAUCGGUCACUCUAACAACAAGUGCCGGCACGUUUACAGUGCCGGGGGUGGAAUUGUACGGCCGGCAAAGCAAGAUUCUUGUGACUGACUAUGCAUUGGGCCAGCAUAACAAGAGUGCUCUUUUGUAUUCCUCUGUUGAUAUUGCCACGAGCGAAUACUUUGGGCACGAGACAGCGCUAAUACUAUACCUCAAAGAAGGCCAAAUAGGCGAGUUUGCCUUCCGGGGCGACAGCAACCUGACCUACACUGUGUUUGGCAGCUUAAAGGUGACAGCCAUCACGAGACAACCGAGGGGCUCUUCCUCGCUACAGCAGGCAUUUACAUACACCCAGAGUGCAGGCGCAAGUGCUGUCUUAUUUUCCAAUGAUGUACUCGUCUACAUUUUGGAUCAAGCCACAGCCUGGCGGUUCUGGGCACCGCGUGAUGGUGACAACAGCUUUGAUGUGGCCGGCUCAAGCCGUGUGUUUAUCCUCGGUCCCUAUCUUGUCCGGUCGGCUCGCAUUGACUGGGCGGCCGGUGUGCUGUAUGUCCUCGGCGACAGCGACUCUGCAACGACGCUAGAAGCAUUUGUAGGUAGCGGAGGUGGCAAGAUAAUUAACACCGUCAACUGGAACGGCAAAACACUGCCGGCUACACGGACACCAUAUGGAAGUUAUCGAGCCGCCAUCUCUGGUGGGCGGGAUCGCGUUUCCAACGGAAACGUUACACUCCCAAAACUUACAGAGUGGCAUGCUGCAGACUCUCUCCCAGAGACGCAGUCCGACUACGACGACAGCCGAUGGACAGUCUGCAAUCAUACGACAACGCACGGUCCCGUGCCACCCGUCACGCCACCCGUUCUCUUUGCCUCUGACUACGGCUUCUACGUCGGAGCAAAGGUAUACCGCGGACGCUUUCUGUCGACGGGGCCGACGCCAAGUGCGGUCAAUAUCACGGCUUCUGGUGGUCAAGGGUUCGGGUGGACAGCCUGGGUCAACGGUCACCUGCUUGGUGGCAGUCCGGGCGUGGCCGGCCAGGCCACAACGUCGGCCGUAUUGAGGCUGCCGACGGAUGUGAUCAACAUAGAGAAGGGACGAGACAACGUUCUUACAGUGCUGGUCGAUUACCAUGGCCACGAUGAGACGUCGACACGCAAUGGGCUGAACAAUCCGCGUGGCCUGCUGGGCGCGAAGCUUUUGUUUGACGAAUCAGACAAGGACAGAAAUUCCCGUGCCACCGAGGCCUCUUCUGGCUUUACAACCUGGAAGAUAAUGGGAAAUGCAGGCGGCUCUGCCAACAUCGACCCAGUACGCGGUCCGAUGAACGAAGGCGGCCUCUAUGGCGAACGCCUUGGCUGGCACCUGCCUGGUUUCAGUGCGGCUACUGAUGGCAAGUUUAGCAAGAGCAGUCCCACAGAUGGCAUCAAGGAUGCUGGCGUGCAGUUUUAUGUCACCGAGUUCAUGCUUGCUGUUCCCACUGAUCUCGAUGUGCCACUCGGCAUAGAGCUCGCUGCGCCCGUCGGUACCAUUGCCCGUGUUCAGCUAUGGAUCAACGGCUACCAGUACGGUAAAUAUGUGCCGCACAUCGGCCCCCAGACACGCUUCCCUGUGCCACCGGGCAUCUUGAAUAUGCAUGGCAACAAUACGCUCGCUCUGAGCCUGUGGGCUAUGACGUCCGCCGGCGCGCGGUUGGAUAAGGUUGCUUUGGUGGGGUACAGUGACGGUGGUGACGGCAAUAACGAGGACAUAAUGUCAGCAUACGAGACAACGUUCUUUGCCAACGCAGAGCAGUGGGCGGCGAGCAGCGCCAGUUUGCAAUUGCCGUGGACCGACCGAAGCGAGUUUGCAUAA